GCAUAGUGCUUCCUUGCUUUCAGGUGUAGCAAUCGAUAAAAUGGAAUAUAUAUCGUAAACCCAAGACUACUACUACAGUCAUCAAUAUGAGAUUAGACACACUUGCCAUCCCUUUGAUUCUCCUCCUAACCACUGUUACAUCUGUGGAUCAACUAUUCGACGUCAUCAGCCAAUUGCGAGAAGCAGCCAUUGUAUGUUAUACCCUAACUUCGAACGUUGCUCACACUAUUCGUUCGUAUUCUAACUAUCACCCCUUCCCUAGAAUCUGAACAAUCUCCUCAAUAAUGCCACCGAUGACUCCCGCUUCCUGAACAAAGACCUCAUCGAAUUUUUCAAGAACACAACAUUACAAAACACAAUCUUCAUCAACGGAAUCAACGUCGGAGUGACACAGCGUGAAGCGUUGACAGACCUUGUAAGCAAUAACGGUCAUGACAUAUUCCCACUACAAGCUAGCCUGGCAGUUAUUCAACAACUCACUGAAAUCGUUAAUAAGACACUUUUCAGCAUCAAUGAUAUUUCCAAUGAUGAUUCUAACCUCCAAGAUGAUAUCUUAGAGAAUCGGAUUGCAACUGUUAAUCUCAUAAGAUGCAAUCAGUUGAUACCUGCCAUAUGGGAAUUUUGGAAUCAGACGGCUAAUGUAUUGGGUGAGGAUCAGAUUCUGGAUCUUCCGGGCCCAAUCGUUUGCGAAAAUUUUGAUGCAGUACAGGUAGUUAUCCUAUUGGGGAUCCGGCUUUUGAGUAGAGUCGGCGUGUGAGGGAUUCCUAUUGACGCAAAAGAUAAAGUCUCAUUUUAGGGUUUGGACUAAGAGUGACUAUAUCUAUAUAGCUUUUGGCGAAAGGUACAGAGGCGUUGCCUGUGAAGCAGACGUUGUUUAGUACUGACUUGACAUUCGUGGAUAUAAACAAGUAGUUUUCAUCAAUUAAGGUGCGGUCCAGGCUCAUGAUCAAGUGCUCCUAGGGUUUUAUCUCAGAACUAUGUUAGGGGGAUAACCAACAAUAUAGCGAGGCAGAUAACCCGAGCCCAAGUCCCUCAUCUCAUCAGCGCAAACCAUAUCCAGACUAGGAGUUAAGCAUUUUUUCUCCACAACACUGGAUAUGAUCCUAUUCAAAAAGCACUUGGUCGCUUGAACGUGCUUUGAUCAAUGUCCCAACAACAUGAAAAUUCAAAACAAGAGGCUUAAGAGACUUUCGUGUAGUCACUGUUGAGAACGACAUUGAGGAAAGAUUCGCUCGAGCACGCGGUGAUACC
Molecule: messenger RNA, 1251 nt
Organism: Sclerotinia trifoliorum
Lineage: Eukaryota; Fungi; Ascomycota; Leotiomycetes; Helotiales; Sclerotiniaceae
Source: the annotation of a GenBank genome assembly